Molecule: messenger RNA, 2205 nt
Organism: Microplitis mediator
Lineage: Eukaryota; Metazoa; Arthropoda; Insecta; Hymenoptera; Braconidae
Product: retinoid-inducible serine carboxypeptidase-like
Exons: 6
Coding region: 1-1338 (445 amino acids)
Biological process (GO): proteolysis
Molecular function (GO): serine-type carboxypeptidase activity
Source: RefSeq, a predicted model, not a curated record
AUGUAUUGGAUUCAGAUUACGACUUUACUAUUGCUCUUUCUAUUACACGUAGCAGAGAGUAGCGAAGUUGGAAAAGUAGGUUUCGGUCCAGGAAAACAAGACUGGGGACAUGUGACAGUAAGACCAGGCGCUCAAAUGUUCUGGUGGCUAUAUUACGUAAGUCCUCCAACAAUUAAUACACCAGACAGUUUCAAUGUCUUUGAGAAGCCUUUAAUUAUUUGGCUACAAGGAGGUCCAGGAGAGGCCGGCUCAGGUUAUGGAAACUUUAAUGAACUUGGUCCACUUGAUCUUAAUCUCAAACGGAGAAACCACACAUGGGUAAACGACUACAAUGUCUUAUUCAUUGAUAAUCCAGUAGGUGUCGGGUUUAGUUUUGUGACAAAUGAUUCGUUGAUGGUGAAAAACAACACACAGAUCGCUCAAGAUCUUGUGAUCUGUAUAGAAAAAUUUUUGGAAACUAUUCCACAGUUUGGAAAUGUUCCUACUUAUAUCGUGGGAGAAUCUUACGGUGGAAAAAUGGCUGUAGAAUUCGCUCUUCUUUGGUUCCAAGCCCAAAAAAGUGGAAUUAUUCAAAGCAAACUCAAAGGAAUUGCUCUUGGCGAUUCAUCGAUUUCAAUGAGUGAUAUAGCGCUUUCUAUACCUACAUAUAUGUUAAAUACAGGAUUAAUAGAAACAAAAGAUUUCGUAAGAAUUCAAGCUUUUGGUGAAUUAACUGCAAAAUUUAUAAAAGCGAAACAAUGGAAUAAUGCAACAAGAUUUUUCAAUGUUUUUUGGUACAUUAUCUACAAUGUCACCGAUCAUGCUGAUGUCUAUAAUAUUUUAAGACAAAAAAAUUCAAAAACUCAUAAUUCCCAUAAGUAUUUUUCAAAUUAUCGAUCAUCUUGGAAUGAAGUUGAUGUUUCUGGUCAACUACAAAAACUUAUGGAAAGUGAGGUUCAAAAAGCUCUCGGUCUAAAUGUUACUUAUAGAUUGUAUUCAGAAGAUGUCAAUAACGUCCUCGAAAAUGAGAUUCUGAAACCUGUUACUGAAAUUGUCGAGCGGCUAUUGAAUGAAACGGAUCUGAAAAUUUUUGUCUGCACGGGUCAAUUAGAUAUGGUGAUUCCAACUCCCGGUACCCUCGCCUGGGUGAAUAAACUCGAAUGGAAACACGCUGAAGCCUGGAGAAAUACCAAUAGAGUUUCAUUUACUGUCGAUAAUAUUGUGGAAGGAUAUGUUAAAGAGUAUCAGAAUUUAAAGCUGUAUUGGAUCAAUCGAUCUGGGCAUACGGUGCCAAGUGAUAAUCCUUUUGCUUUUAAUGCAAUACUUCAAGACUUAACAUCUAGUAAAAAUUCCAAUUAAUGUAAUGAAUAAAAAUUAAUAAAAUAACUGACAGAAUUAAUUUAUGGUAAACGCGUAUCGAAAAAAACGAUUAUUAGAAACACUCACCGGAAAUUAUGGUAAUCUAUUGUGAAUUUUGGUGUUUACUGUAAAUUAUAUAGAAUUACCCUUAAAUUACGGCGAAGUUAUGGAACUUUACGGAAAGAUUUACUGUAAAAUAUUGAAAAUCAAACGUUAGUUGGAUUUGUUACUGUAAAAAUUUGUGAAGUGAACGUGAAUUAAAUCUAGAGUGAAUACGGAGCGGAUGAUUUUUUAUUUAUUCAAUCAGCUUGGACUGGAGUUCACUUCGGAGUUUAUUUUUAGAUUGUAACUCCGGAUAAGAUUAAAAUAAUAUUCACAUUACUUCGAAAUUACUCCGCUAAAAAAAAAAUUCCUCAUUCAUUCUGUAUACGAGUAAUUUUUUGUAAGCUCCGAGUGACGAAGUGAAUUUGGAUUUAAAUAAAAACCAUAUUCACUCUGAAUUCACUUCUAAUUAUUUACUUUGUAGGGAAUGCAUUUAAAUGAAUGAUUUUUUUUUAAUAACUUGGAAUCUUUCAGUCUAUGAUAGUAUUGACUAUUAAGAAAUAAAAUUGUAAUCAAUUUUUUAUCAACACAUUCUUAGAAAUAUUUCAACUACAAAUAGCGAUUACGGAAAUAAUUAGCUUUGAUAAAUUAUCAAGAUAUAAUUACGAAUCGAGUGCUGACAGUUAGACAUUAGUGUUUAUAAUGUCAAAUGUAAGAACUGUACAUCGAUACGUUGAGUUAUUAUUAGAUUUGAUGUAAUGGUUUCAUGUAUAAAAUUAAUUAAUAUACUCGUUUGGAAAAUUAUGUUGUUAAUGUAUCUCUAAU